AUGGCCAAAUACCUAAAGAAAGUUCGGAAGAACUUGGAAAAGUUUGAUUAUUUCAAAAUCGAGCAAAUACCAAGAGAACAAAACUCUAAUGUCGAUGCCUUAGCAAAAUUGGCCUCGCAGAAUGAAUUUGAUGAACUGAACUUAGUUCCGGUGGAGAUGCUAAACGAACCAAGUAUAUGUGAAAAGAAAGAUGUCGAGAUGAUAGAUAGCUCGCCCAUGUGGAUGACGCCUAUAUUCAACUAUCUUCUCAGUGGACAACUUCCUACUGACAAAAAUGAGGCACAAAAACUCUUGUAUUCAGUGCCUCGCUACAUGAUAGUAGAAGGCAAAUUGUAUAGAAGGGGCUAUUCAAUGCCUCUCCUACGCUGUGUUCUUCCCGCAGAAGCAAAUGAGAUCAUCAAAGAAAUCCAUGAAAGCUUUUGUGGGGACCAUGCAAGUUGGUUUGGAAUACCCAUUAAGAUAGUAUCAGAUAAUGGGACUCAGUUUGAUGGUGAAUUAUUCAUUGGGUUCUGCGAGAGGAACAAGAUAAUCAAAAGCUUCUCGUCAGUAUCCAGGCCUCAGGCAAAUGGACAAGUGGAAGCUGUCAACAAGACCUUGAAGGAUACUAUCGAGAAGAAACUAGACGCUGCCAAAGGUAGAUGGGUCGAUGAACUACCUCAAGUACUUUGGGCUCAUAGGACAACUGAGAAGAUAGCAACGGGACAUAGUCCAUUCUCGCUAGCAUUUGGCUUAGAGGCAAUGUUGCCAGUAGAAGUAAAUAUCUCUACUCACAGACGAGAAUUUUAUAAUCAAGAAGAAAACCAAGAACUUUUGAAAUUGUCCUUGGAUCUACUUGAUGAAAAACGUACUGAGUCGCAAAUUACUAAUUCAGCAUACCAACACUGA
Cannabis sativa is the source of this 885-nucleotide messenger RNA. RefSeq lists its product as uncharacterized. Gene Ontology annotation, molecular function: RNA-DNA hybrid ribonuclease activity; nucleic acid binding. The record is from RefSeq and is a predicted model, not a curated record. The coding region runs from base 1 to 885 and encodes 294 amino acids. Gene Ontology annotation, biological process: DNA integration. Lineage: Eukaryota; Viridiplantae; Streptophyta; Magnoliopsida; Rosales; Cannabaceae. The transcript has 2 exons.